AAAUCGGCCUACUGGCAAUCUCCCUACUCCUCUCUGGUAGAUCAGUCGAAUUAUCGAGAAGACAGAAUGGCUGAGAGGGUGUAGGUGUAAAGUAGAAGGAGUGUAAGGGAGGGUAAAUCCGUUAAGAAGUCAGUAAUGAAAUGUCAGUUAAAUUAAUCAAUGAUCGUUAGGGUGAUUAGUGAUAAUCUUGUUGCGCGUAGCGGCUACCUUUUUCUACGGAAAGGUUUGCCUUAGUGUUAACGUGUAACGUGCGAUUCUGUAUUAGGUGAAAGUAAAGGAGUUACUGUGCUAACCAGGAUCGCGUUGGUGUUGUAUUUUCAUAAAUAAUUCCUGACGUCCAUCGUACUCCGAUUCAGAAGUGACGUCGAAGUCGUCGCCGACGACGUAAUCAUAUAAGCUAGCUGAAAAUGCGGUGAUAGCUAUGCGUCUGAAGGGGAAAAAUAGCGCAAAGUCCUUUCACAGUGUCUAUAAAGUGCUUUCACGUAUAUGCCGUGCAGUGGAUAAAGGACAACUCGAUGGUUUCAUGGCUGAUGGUACUGUGCCCCCGGCAAAGAGCGAUAACAAUUCUAAGAGCGGAAUGGGCUUUGCAACUCAGCCUGUACGCCAAAACACAGAGUCUAGUAUGGUUUAUGCAGUGGGGCAAUAUGCGCCAAAGGUUCUUAAAAACCUGAAUGCACAGAGACUGAAAAAUCAGUUUAGCGAUGUAGGAUUAGUGGCAGGUGGCAGCAUUAUUCGAGCGCACAGAUCUGUUCUUGCUGCUGGUAGUGCUUACUUCAAUGCAAUGUUCACUGGGGGAUUGGUCGAGGAACAGCAGGAGUCUGUGGAAAUUCGUUCAGUUUCAGCGGAUAUUUUAUCAAGACUAGUUGAUUUUAUUUAUACUGGUAAUGUGGAUAUCACUCAAGACAAUGUUCAGGAACUUUUUGCUGCCGCAGAUAUGCUCGAGUUGGAUGAAGUUGUUGCAGGAUGUAUUGAUUACUUGCAACAGCAAUUGCACUACUCUAAUGCCCUUGGAAUUUAUAGAUUUGCAGAAGCGCACAAUAGAGUGGAUCUUUCAGAGACUGCCCUGCGCUUCAUAGAAGUCAAUUUCCCUCUAGUAUCACGGGAAGAGGAAUUUUUGGAUUUACCAAAAGAACUUCUUGUUCGUCUUGUUGCUAGUGAAUAUAUACACGUCGACACCGAAUUUCAGGUCUUCCAAGCAGCUUACGACUGGAUAGUUCAUGAUAUUCCAUCGAGGCGAUGCUACGUAUUCGAAGUGUUGGGUCACGUGCGACUUCGUUUCUGUUCAGUAUCUCGACUAGAGCGAGUAAUCCUUGACUGUAAGGAUGCCAGUCUAAUAGUAGCCCUAAGAUCCAUUCAAAAGGAUCUCGUAUCGAACAAGGGAUGCCUGGUGCCAUUGCACUCACAGCCACGAUUGUGCGCGAAGAAAAACAUCCUAGUCAUCGGAGGUUCAAAACGCGAACACUCUGCAGACAGUUGGGCCAGAGCUGCGGAGAGUACUUACGAAUCCAUCGAGAAGUACGAUACCUUCACUGGCGAAUGGAGCGAAGUUGCUCCCAUAGGAAUUGGCCGAGUACUCCCUGGCGUAGCUUUAUUGGACGGUAAAGUCUACGUCGUAGGUGGUGAAUUGGAAUCCUGUAUAAUAGCAAAUGGGGAGUGUUAUGACCCACGUGAAAACGUAUGGACUCCUAUAGCCUGUAUGGUAGAGCCACGUUGUGAAUUUGGCCUAUGCGCACUGGACGACAGUUUAUACGCAUUUGGUGGUUGGGUCGGCGAAGACAUUGGUGGAUCCAUUGAAACGUAUGACCCAAUCACAAACUCUUGGACAUUAGAUGGCGAGUUACCUGAACCGCGAUUCAGCAUGGGCGUCGUUGCUUAUGAAGGUUUAAUUUACGUGGUGGGUGGCUGCACGCAUAACAGUAGACACAGACAGGAUGUGAUGAGCUACAAUCCUGUAACCAGAGAAUGGAGUUACUUAGCACCAAUGCUGACGCCACGUUCGCAAAUGGGAAUAACGAUUUUGGAUGGAUAUAUUUACGUAGUUGGCGGUAUGAAUAAAAAUCAGGAGGUCUUGACCUCCGUGGAGAGGUAUUCCUUUGAUAAGAACAAAUGGAGUAAAGUCGCUCCAAUGAAAAUGGGACGUUCUUAUCCAGCAGUAGCUGCUGCCGACGGUCGCCUCUACGUAAUAGGCGGCGAUCAAUCUCAGGAAAUCAAUUUUUAUCGUACGCAGAUAACAAUAUCUACGGUCGAGUGUUAUGAUCCAACGUUAAAUAAGUGGCACGAGUGCGCCUCACUGCCUACGAGCAGAGGAGAAGCCGCUGCUAUUAUAACACCAUUCUGAUUUCGCGAGAGGUUCUGAUCUUUCUUAUGGACCCCUCAUCAUUCGUCGGCACAGAGAACUAUCUAUUUAUUUUGUAAGCUUUGUAUACCGGAUGUGGUACGUGACCACAUCCGAUAACAUAACGACCGUACGCCGAUAUAAACACUGCAUUAGACGGCUUAACGAUUAGGAUAAUAAUUUAUCAAGUGAGAACGAUUAUCGAUAUAAUUGAUGGAUCUCAAGCGAUUAAUGCACUGUCCAUUUUGGUCUUUUUUUUUCACUUUAAUUUCCAUUUUCGCGUACGGGCUGACCAAACGUCGAAACAAAGGAAUUGCAUUGUGCGCAGGCGUAUUGUAAGUGAAAAAUGUUUUUUCCGUUUUCGUACGCUUAUCGGCAGACAAACAACUGAGUGUAUUUCAUAGAGGUUAUAUAUCCUCAUGGCAUUUUUAUACAGAAAAACAAAUUUUCCCGAAAGUCCCAGAAUCGAUCGAUACUGUGCGACUGCUUUGCAAUCAGUUUAGCAAUUAAGAAUGAAAGAAGUCGAGCAUAAUAAUCCAAUACUCGAAUACUUAAAGAUUGUAUCAUAAUGUUAUUACAAUUUAUGUUAUAUUAUUAUUAACACAAUUAACAAAUUGCUAUUAAUAUUAUUAAUUAUUCUUAUUACUACUCCCGACUAAUGCUACGUACUCUAAGUCACAAAUCCUGGACGUUAUACACGAUAUACACUGUCGUACGUCGAUGAAAAAUAAAUUUUCUGAAACUUCCGCGAAA
Messenger RNA from Cephus cinctus (wheat stem sawfly), 3088 nucleotides. RefSeq names its product actin-binding protein IPP. The transcript has 7 exons. The record is from RefSeq and is a predicted model, not a curated record. Gene Ontology annotation, molecular function: protein binding. Bases 422 to 2338 code for a protein of 638 amino acids. Lineage: Eukaryota; Metazoa; Arthropoda; Insecta; Hymenoptera; Cephidae.